AUGCUUCCGGUCGGGGCAGUCGUUGCCUUCUCGGCCAUGGUCCUCAAGGCGAAGAGCGCGUGGGUAGUGGGAGCAAGUGACAUGAGCAAGAAGAAAGUCAGAAAGGACCCUUGGGCCUUGCCCGUGGAUCUGACGACUGAAGAAGAGAAGCGAAAGGCUGCACAGCGAGUGCUUGAGGCUGCGGAGUCAUCAUCACAUGAUCAGCAACUUCAUGCUCGCAAGGAUCAGCAACUUCAUGCUCGCAAGGUUGUCGUGAAAUCGAAGCUCCCUCAUCGGUCGUUGGCCAAUGAUCAAGUCAACGCGCCACAUGUCAGCUUGCAUCAGACUCGAUCGCCCUUUGUUUUUCCUAUUGACACCUCCAACAUCGCCAAAUUCAUGGCAGAAAGCAAAACUCCGUUCAAUGCAUUCUUGAUCACAGAAAACAAGGAGACGCCAGAAUGGUAUAAGAUUUUUGCAUCUGAGAAUGAUGGUGUUUGCACUUUUGGGGAGAUACGAUGUACAGAUGACCAGCUGAUGAAGAGCUUUGCUAUCUCCAUUACAGAUCCUCUUCCCGUGAUCAUCGUUAUGACUGGAUAUGCUGAGGCGAUCAAGGCAUGGCGCUUGUACAGUUUUUCGCUUUUCAUGUACAAGCCGAACGAGGGAAUGGAAUCAUUUUUUGCCUACAAGUCUGCGGCGCUGACCCCCGAGAGCCUCAUGAGCUGCCUUGACAAGGCCAUUCGCGUUGACACGAAGCUGAGGGACGGGCAGUCAGCCAUGCUGUCUACGCGAUCUGAGCAAGACAAGGGCGGGAAAUGGUAUUGA
Messenger RNA from Guillardia theta CCMP2712, 801 nucleotides. RefSeq lists its product as hypothetical. The transcript is spliced from 2 exons. Lineage: Eukaryota; Cryptophyceae; Pyrenomonadales; Geminigeraceae. The record is from RefSeq and is a predicted model, not a curated record. Bases 1 to 801 code for a protein of 266 amino acids.